AUCCUUGUCUCCCUCUGACUACCAUCCUCUCUGCUUGACUUCAUCACUCUCUUGUUCUGUGAGUCCCUGCGGUUAUGUUUUGCAUAUCAUUACUGACGUAUUAUGCUACUUUUGCAUCCAAACACCUCUCUUGCGAUGUCGAUACCACCACUUUUCAUUCCGUCCCGCAAUACCUCGUCGCAAUGUCAUGAUCUUUGCCGAUCUACUUGAGGGGUGUAGUUACGACUCUUUCGUCUUAUUAGAUUCAGUCGGGAUGGCUUUGAAGCGCAUUAACAAGGAAUUGAUUGACCUCGGGCGUGACCCGCCUUCAUCUUGCAGUGCCGGUCCCACUGGCGACAACAUGUUCCAAUGGCAGGCGACCAUCAUGGGGCCUGGUGACUCUCCAUACGCUGGAGGUGUAUUCUUCCUUUCCAUCACGUUCCCUACCGACUACCCUUUCAAGCCUCCGAAGGUCAGUUUCACGACAAAGAUCUACCACCCUAACAUCAACGCCAAUGGCUCGAUCUGUCUGGAUAUCCUGAGGGACCAGUGGAGUCCAGCAUUGACGAUCUCGAAAGGUACGUCUGCAAAGUUGCUCUUCUUGACAUAUGUGCCUGAUUACUCACGCGAUCUACCCAUCCGAAUAGUUCUCCUGUCGAUUUGCUCAAUGCUGACUGAUCCCAACCCUGAUGAUCCUCUCGUUCCGGACAUCGCACAUCUGUACAAGACGGAUCGAACCAGAUACGAGGCGACGGCUCGGGAGUGGACAAGGAAGUAUGCCAUGUAGUUGACCGUGGUGAAAGUAAUGGAUGAAUUCAGUGUCUGGUGUACAAUCUUGGUCUUCUCGAGUAGCUUUCUCAUCGUGUAUCAUUCCCGACAAUCAUAUCAUGCCCUUCAUUAUUAUAUACUUCCCUACUAUUUCUCUGUGAAGCAAAUUAGCAUUGAAGGUAUAUGAAUGCAGCUUGUAAGGUC
Molecule: messenger RNA, 951 nt
Organism: Somion occarium
Lineage: Eukaryota; Fungi; Basidiomycota; Agaricomycetes; Polyporales; Cerrenaceae
Source: the annotation of a GenBank genome assembly